Fonticula alba is the source of this 1216-nucleotide messenger RNA. Its product is annotated as GTP cyclohydrolase I. Lineage: Eukaryota; Rotosphaerida; Fonticulaceae. Gene Ontology annotation, molecular function: GTP binding; GTP cyclohydrolase I activity; zinc ion binding. The record is from RefSeq and is a predicted model, not a curated record. Gene Ontology annotation, cellular component: cytoplasm. The transcript has 4 exons. Bases 66 to 752 code for a protein of 228 amino acids. Gene Ontology annotation, biological process: tetrahydrofolate biosynthetic process; tetrahydrobiopterin biosynthetic process.
CGCUACCCCCCCCCCUCCCUUGCUUCGACCGCUCCUCCCACCGCUACCACCUUUCCCGCCGUACUAUGACCACCAACACCAACGACACCCCGGAUCUGGAGUCGGUCGCCAGCAGCCUUAGCUUUACCACCGACGGCUUUAUCGAGCGCGCGGCCGAGAACGCCGAGCAGCGCGCCGAGCGCGAGAAGAAGCUCUCCGAUGCCGUGCGCACCCUGCUCGAGUGCAUCGGCGAGGACGUCACCCGGCCGGACCUGAUCAAGACCCCGGAGCGCUAUGCCCGCGCCAUGCUCUACUUCACUCGUGGCUAUGAGAUGAGCAUGGAUGAGGUCCUUAACGGGGCCAUCUUCGCCGCCAGCGGCCACAGCUCGGACAUGGUCAUCGUCCGGGACAUCGAGAUCUUUUCCCUCUGCGAGCACCACCUGGUUCCCUUCUUCGGCCGGGUGCAUGUCGGCUACAUUCCCAAUGGCCAUGUCCUGGGCCUGAGCAAGCUGGCACGCAUUGCGGAGCUUUGCGCCCGGCGCCUCCAGGUCCAGGAGCGCCUGACCGGCCAGAUCGCCGAGGUGGUCCAGAAUGCCCUCAGCCCGCUGGGGGUGGGUGUCGUCAUCGAGGCCAGCCAUAUGUGCAUGGUCAUGCGUGGCGUGCAGAAGCCCCGCAGCUCUACCAUCACCUCCUGCAUGCUGGGUACCAUGCGCGAGCCGCAGCUCCGCAACGAGUUCAUGGCCAUGGUCCGGGGCUCGGGCGGGCGCGACUAAGAGGCCAGAAGGAUGGCGUGUCGCGGUGCACGCGGCCCGGGGGGCGUGUGCAGCAGUGCGCAUGCCUGGCCACCCGAUCGUGGAGGGGGGCUGGAGGAGGGGGCGGGGGGGGACCCCCAAGAAGGUGUGCCCCUCUCUCGGUGUCCCUCCCGCUCCUUCUCCCCUCGCCCUCUGCUGCUGCCUGUGUGCGGGGGGGAAAACAAGGCAGCGGUGUGUACAGGGCUGCUUGUCACUGCUGCCGGCGGAGCGACAGGGGCCGAGGUCACACCCUGCCUUUUCCCACACGCGUGCCGGCAUGUGCCAAAGGGACGUGUGCAUGUGUGCUCCUCACCCCUCCCGCCCUCUCUCCCGCCUCCUCUGCCGCUCUCCGUGUGUGAGACACACAUAUGUGCCUUGGUGUGUUUACGCCGGGACGCGAAAGAGGGGAUGUAGACCACUAGAAAAAUAUAUAUCCCACAAAUGGA